CAUCGGUGUUAUUUGUAUCCAUUUCAUUCAUUGUGCUAAUGAUUAUAUCGUUGGUAUGGCUGAUUUUCUACUACAUACAAAGAUUCCGCUAUAUGCAGGCAAAGGAUCAGCAAUCGCGCAAUCUUUGCUCUGUAACCAAGAAGGCCAUUAUGAAGAUACCUACAAAGACAGGCAAGAUGACUGAUGAAAAGGACUUGGACAGCGACUGCUGCGCCAUAUGCAUUGAGUCCUACAGGCCUUCUGACAUAAUAAGGAUCUUGCCCUGCAACCAUGAGUUUCAUAAAAACUGCAUUGAUCCCUGGCUGAUUGAGCAUCGCACCUGCCCCAUGUGCAAGUUGGAUGUGUUGAAGUUCUACGGCUAUGUGUUUCUGGGCAGCGAGGAGAGCAUAUUGGAGUAUGAGGCUACAGCAGCAGCAGCAGCAGUUGUGGCAACAACUGCAACAGCUGCGCCAGCAGCUCAGUCGCAGCCUGCGCCAAGCGCUUUGGCUGAACGCAUGCGCAGUCGCGACUUUGUCUUGGACUUUCCGCGUGUCUUUGUGCUUAACAGUUUGCCAGAGCGCUCCCAGAGCUCGCUGUCGCUGCGUCAAGCGCGCGAUUGGAUGUCCAUGAUGAGCAACAAGCUGGAGGAGCAGCAAGGCUUGCGUCGACGCAAGGAUGAAAUGCAGCAGCAAUUGCUAAGUGCGCGCGACUCCACUCGACAGCGACGCUCACGCUCGGCGGAUGCGCGCUAUGCCACAGGAUUCUUUAUGCGUCAGCAGCAGCAGCAGCAGCAACUGCAGUCCACUACAGCUGAGGCUGGACUACGUCGCACCAGCUCCACGCAGCAGCUGCAGCAAUUGACAGAUGCGAGUUAUGCGCAGUCGCGUCAGCGUCAGCGCGAAACUUUUGACUUUGCGCGCACGCGUCGUCGCUUUAUGCGUCGCCAAAGCGAUGAAAUGUCCUUGCAGCCGCUGCCCAGACGUGCGGCCAGCGAAACUGAGUCCGGCGAUCACAUUACCAUACAAAUCAAUGGCGAAGGUGUUGAUCUGCAUGAUUAACUAGCAACUAGCAUUGCCAACCCAAAUUGUAACAUAUUCCCAAAUAUAAAUAUAUGUACAGCUUUAGCUUU
This is a messenger RNA of Drosophila busckii, 1108 nucleotides long. RefSeq names its product protein goliath (gene gol). The coding region runs from base 39 to 1037 and encodes 332 amino acids. The transcript is spliced from 5 exons. NCBI's taxonomy places the organism in Eukaryota, Metazoa, Arthropoda, Insecta, Diptera, Drosophilidae. The record is from RefSeq and is a predicted model, not a curated record.